This is a messenger RNA of Melanaphis sacchari, 1300 nucleotides long. It is a transcript of the gene Pka-R1, whose product is annotated as cAMP-dependent protein kinase type I regulatory subunit. Gene Ontology annotation, biological process: regulation of protein phosphorylation. Gene Ontology annotation, cellular component: cAMP-dependent protein kinase complex. The record is from RefSeq and is a predicted model, not a curated record. The transcript is spliced from 7 exons. Gene Ontology annotation, molecular function: cAMP-dependent protein kinase regulator activity. NCBI's taxonomy places the organism in Eukaryota, Metazoa, Arthropoda, Insecta, Hemiptera, Aphididae. Bases 1 to 1128 code for a protein of 375 amino acids.
AUGACAUCUAAUGUAUAUGAUGAUUUAAAUGUCGAUGACUGUGAAUUCUACGUUCAACGACAUAACAUUCAACAAAUUUUAAAAGACUGUAUUGUUCAGCUAUGCAUUGUAAAACCAGAAAGGCCUUUAACAUUUUUUAGACAAUACUUUCAAAAAUUGGAAAUGGAACAAGAGCAGGGGAACGACAACCAACACGGAGAAACAGAUGAGUUCUUUCAGUCAGCACCGACGUCAGGUCCUGCGAGUCACGUCCAACAGUCGAUCCGGCGAAGAGGUGGCAUAUCGGCUGAGCACGUUUCUGAAGAAGAAGCUACUAGCUAUGUCAAGAAAGUAGUACCAAAAGACUACAAAACAAUGGCGGCUUUGUCGAAAGCGAUCGCUAAAAACAUAUUGUUCUCUCAUCUAGACGAGAACGAACGGUCGGAUAUAUUCGACGCAAUGUUCCCGGUUACGUUUCUACAGGGCGAGUCUAUUAUUCAACAGGGUGAUGAGGGAGACAAUUUUUACGUAAUUGAUGUUGGCGAAGUCGAGGUGUACGUAAACUCGGAACUGGUGACAGUUAUCGGUGAAGGUGGAAGUUUUGGAGAGCUGGCUUUGAUCCACGGUACACCGAGAGCCGCCACGGUACGUGCUAAGACUGACAUGAAGCUCUGGGGCCUGGAUCGAGACAGUUACAGGAGAAUACUUAUGGGGUCAACGAUUCGAAAGAGAAAAAUGUAUGAAGAAUUCUUGUCACGCGUCUCUAUUCUAGAAAGUCUAGACAAAUGGGAGAGACUGACCGUAGCGGAUGCCUUAGAACCCGUAUCAUUCGAUGACGGUGAAACAAUUGUCAGACAAGGCGAACAAGGAGACGAUUUUUAUAUAAUCGUUGAAGGUACGGCGCUCGUCCUGCAGCAGAGGGUCGAAGGAGAGAGUAUGAUCGAAGUCGGCAGACUCGCGCCGUCUGACUAUUUUGGCGAAAUUGCACUGUUACUAGACCGUCCAAGAGCAGCAACUGUCAUCGCCAAUGGUCCGCUGAAGUGUGUGAAACUCGAUCGGGCUAGGUUUGAAAGAGUGUUGGGUCCAUGUGCUGACAUAUUAAAAAGGAACAUCACACAAUAUAACAGCUUCGUAUCCUUAUCCGUAUAGGAUUUAUAUACAACGAACAAUAAUAUUAUUAUUUGUUUUCAUUUUCAGAACUAUUACUUAUUGGUUAUUAUUUUAUUAUUAUAAAUUUUCGUUACAGUGUUGUAUACUAUUAGGCAAUUAUAAUUAAAUCAAAUUUCGUAAUUAUAAUUUUUUUUUUUUUUUUUUUUGUUAA